Molecule: messenger RNA, 2832 nt
Organism: Schistosoma rodhaini
Lineage: Eukaryota; Metazoa; Platyhelminthes; Trematoda; Strigeidida; Schistosomatidae
Source: the annotation of a GenBank genome assembly
AUGAAUAAAAACUAUUCGAGAAUAUCAUGGGAAAACGAAAUAAACGAUGUCAGUGUUCUUCUUGGUUCAAUUAUAUCAAGGCGCGAAAUGCUAGAACAGUCCCAAAAUGCAGCUAAGAUUUUAUUUCCCACAUGUUGGUUAGCUGAACUGGUCAUAUCAAAUAGACAUCAACCAUCAGUAAACUGUCCUCUGGAAGUGCUUAUUCGUGAAAUCAGAAAUUCAACUGAUCAAGAGAUUAAUGUUAAAGAAGUAACGACAAGUUUUAUCACUCAAUUAGCAUCUGUUAGCAAAAGUCAAAAUCAGCCAAACUUCAAUUCGACGAACAACAACCAGCACAUGAUAUCUUUCGAAUUGAAUAAAGAUAAUAAACAUGGUGAAUAUGUUGCUCAUUUUGUUAUGAUUUUGGAAUCACUACCUAAAGCUCACCUCCACAAGGCACAACUGCUCAAAAAUCAAUUUUCGUCUACACUGAAUCGAAUUAUUCGUCUGGAACAAUUCAAUGAGUUCUCAUCAACCUCAACACUUUUAAAGCAAAGAUAUCCAUGUUGCAGUCAGGGUACAGAAGCUUCAACAUGGAUAAGUCGUGAAGAUAAUACGCUGAUUCUUAAGCUUUGUGAAUCACUUUGGGAUACAGAGGCGAAUCGUUUACAACAUAAAGUUCUUAAAUAUAUUAUGGAGCGUACUAAUUCAGAGAAUGGUUUUAUUGUUAUGCGGAAUAUCGACACUUCAGAGUUGGUUUGUCACUGUACUGGAAAUGAAAUAUUCGAAGAAUCUACUUAUAUUGAAAAUGAUAGUUUUUUUAAUGAAAUAAUGCAAUCCGGUAAAACGUUUAAAGCAACAUAUUUAAAUUCAGAACAAGAAAAUACUUUAUUAUCUAUUUUAUCAGUUCAUAAUACAUACAUGAAUAAUGAAAAUUAUAUAACGAAUCAAAAUGCAAAUAUUCAAAUCCAUUCAGUUUUGUGCAGUCCAGUUUUUACUCGUUCUAGUGAUAGCCCUAUUGCAGUUGUUUGUUUAAUCAAUAAAAGAGAUUCUCAAUUUACACAAUCAGACGAACGUAUUAUCGAAGAAUGUUUUCGUUUUGUUGCACCUAUUCUUUUAAGCUCAUUGGCAUAUCAAAACGAACGAUAUAUAAGAGAUAGAACUGAAGAUAUGCUUAAAGUUGCAAGGAAUAUUUUCACUCAUAUGAUGGAUUUAACAAAUCUUCUAUUGAAAAUAAUGCAAGAAGCUCAAAAUUUAACCAAAGCUGAAAGAUGCUCAGUUUUCUUGCUUGAUUCUGAAACUAAUGUAUUAGUUGCAAAAGUACUAGAUGGAUUACCAACAGCUCCUAAUAAAAAUACACGUUUUACUACGACAGAUGGCAAAAUUGUUACAUUACCAGAAGAAAUUCGACUAAGUUUAAAUCAAGGCAUCGCUGGAUACGUAGCUACAACCGGUGAAUUAUUAAAUAUAAAAGAUGCCUAUGCUCAUCCACUUUUUUAUCGUGGUGUUGAUAAAGAAACUGGAUUUCGUACAAGGAAUAUAUUAUGUUUUCCAAUAAAAAAUGAAAAGGAUGGUAUAGUUGGUGUUGCACAAUUAUGCAAUAAAAUCAAUCACCCUUUUUUCACAAGAGCUGAUGAAGAUGUAGCUAAAACAUUUUCAAUUUACUGCUGCAUAAGUAUAGUACAUUCCUUAAUGUACAAAAAUGUUCAAGAUGCACAACACCGUACUAAAUUGGCCAAUGAACUUAUGAUGUACCAUAUGAAGGUGGAUGAAGACAAAAAGAAUUGGUUAACCACCUGUGAAAUUAAAGAUAUCAAUACAUUUCUACCUAAUGCAAGUUCUUUUGAAUCUUUACCAAGAAAUAUUCAACCUGAAAAUGAAACAUAUCUCUGUACAUUAAGCAUGUUUCAUAAUUUGGAUUUAAUUAAUCGUUGGCGUAUUUCACGGAGAACACUGGCUCAAUUCAUUUUGAUGGUUCGUCGUGGUUAUCGUACUCCAGCUUAUCAUAAUUGGAUGCAUGCAUUUUCUGUUGCACACUUUGUUUAUGUCUGUAUUAAAAACUUACCAUUAGCCAAUAAUCAGUUGGAUGAUAUUGAAAUAUUGGCAUUAUUUGUAGCAUCAUUAUGUCAUGAUAUUGACCAUCGUGGAACGAACAACAGUUUUCAGGUUCAAUCCGAAUCUGUAUUGGCUGCUUUAUAUAGUUCCGAAGGUUCCGUUUUAGAAAGGCAUCAUUUCUCCCAGACCAUUUGUGUGCUAAACACAGAGGGAUGUAAUAUUUUUGAAAAUGUUUCUAAAGAAGAUUACGGUCAGUUGUUAGAUCAUAUUCGUGACAUAAUUCUAGCAACUGAUUUGUCACAUCAUCUUCGCAUAAUGCCGAAAUUGGAAGAACUGUCUCAUAGAGGAUAUGAUGGGACGAAAUCGGAGGAUCAUUAUCUUCUUUUAUGCCUCUUAAUGACUUCAGCUGACUUGAGUGAUCAAACCAAAUCUUGGAACAACACAGUUUAUGUCGCGAAAUUAAUUUAUGAAGAAUUUUUCCAACAAGGUGAUAUGGAAAAAUCAUUAGGACAUAAUCCAGUCGAUAGUAUGGAUAGAGAACGAGCAUGUGUGCCAAAUUUGCAAAUUUCUUUCCUGGAUUACAUAAUCACACCACUAUACAAGGUACUGAACAAUUUAUAUCCACAAUGCUCAAGUAUUUUAGAUACUAUAGAGAAAAAUCGUGAUAACUGGAAAAUAAUUCUUGAACUUGUUGAAAAAGGUGAUAUUAAAGGUAAUGGUUCAGAGAUAUUCAAUCAUAAUCUUGUUGGAAUAUUGGCUCAGUUACAAUUGAAAUCAACAACGGGACCAACAUCAUAA